AGAAGAGCAAGUGCUUUAGCUCGCAAACCAGUCUCAGGACAUUCUUCAAGCUCCCAAGGCUGCAUACCAGGUUCUAGACCAGCCAGCUUCUGCCUGUCUCUGUGAGAGUUACAUUUGCAGCUGAUGAUCUUCAAGUUACUGGUUGGGUAAGACGUUGUUAUUUUUACAAGCAACUCCAAACCGAAGGCAAAAUACUUGACUCCAAUUUGAAAGCAUACUGGGAAAUGUUAGUACCUUCACUAAUAAACACAAAAGCUUUUACUAUGUAGCUGCAGGAAUUCUUUCCCCUCCCUUGGAAUUAUGGCAUUGUUGCUAUCUGAGCAUAGAGGAGGCCUGAUUCUCCUCCAGGUUUGUCGUGGUCUGGUUUGGCUGCCAAGAGGUAAUAAAGCAAAUGCCUGCUGCCACCUUAGAACAGCAUUGUCUGUGGGCACUCCAAGUCUGGGGAAGGAUUAGAUUUUAACAGUAUUAAUUAAGAAACAUAAAGUACAUCAGUAAUUAAAUUUUUGUAGGGUCUAGUUAAACAGUGCACUGUCAAAACAUGAUGCUGAAGUGACAAAUAAUUGGUUCAUCACAGUUCUCCCUAAUGAUCUGUUGUCCCAUAAAUUGGUAUGAUGUAUGUCACUCCUCACUAUAACUGGAGAUCUAGAGCUCAGAUGACUUUAUUUCCAAAACAGUUUUAAAGCCAGGCUAAAAACACUGUCUUUUUCCCUCUUCAGUGUAAAGAUAAAAGGAUGAAUUGCAAUCAUUACUUUCCUGCAAGUUAAGACAGCUGUGAGAGAAACAGUGGAAAUAUCAGCCUGGUUUUUUUGAAAGUGAUGAGAGCAUGCUGGUUUUUGCCAGGACUCCAUCCACCACAGUGGAGGCAGAGGCUGGUUUACUCAGUAGCUGGUACUUGCAAGUCCAAACUUGGAUCAGCUCAAGUUGCUGUGCUUCAGUGGUGGGUCAGAGGCAGAAUCAGGGAUGCUGAACUAGGGUGCACUGAGGAAGUCCUUACCCAAACACAGGUCCUACCACUGCUUCUCUCCUCCCUACACUGUACCACCCAAAAAAAGAUACACAUUCAGCAGUGGGAUCAGAAUAUGGCUCAGAUCAUUCCCAAGUUCCUGAGGAUUAUUCACUGCUAGUGUCUGGCAGUCAUCAUCUCCCUUGACAGAGGGCUCAUCACUGCUGCCAUGUUACUUUGCCUCGGACUAUAGAGAAGGGAAUAGCUUUUGGCAGAUACACAGCUGGAAUGAGCUUUCAUUGGCAGCUGGAGGCUCGUUAUUGCACCUCCCUUCUUGCUCCCUGAGCUAGUGAGGUUGCUGGCGAAGAGAUGGAUCAGAUGCCAUGGCCCUCACAUCUUCCAUUCACAGUGCUCAGAGACGUGCGUGGUGUUUCUGUGUUGCUCUGACUCUGCAGGGGCUUUCUGAGAAACUUGGGCUUCUGCUGCUCACCUUCUUUGGGAACUGAGAUGUCCAAGUGUUUGCACAUCCUUAUAUAAGUAUACAUUUUGUUUGAAUACUGUUGUCAAAAAAAAUCUUGAAAUUAAAAGAGGGAAAGUAAAAAGUAAGUGCUUCUGAGCUGGAAAUACAGUUAUGCAGCUUUUCCACUUUUUCAUUUCCUGGCUGGUCAGGAAGUUUAGCUGUUGUCAGCUCUCUCAUCAGAGCCCCACCAUGGAGAUCUGUAUUGAUGUGAGGGAGUGUUGGAAAGCUGUUGGCCAGAUCUACCUUCAUGGGACAAGGCUGAAAGGGAAGAGGUGGAACAAGGAGAGAUUCUGCCUCACUGUACAUUGUGGGGCAACAGAACAGAGCACAGUACAACCCAGGAUCCCAAUACUAGCCUAGGUACAGAAAACUAGGCUUGCAGAAAAACUAGUUGGCUCACUUCUGUGGGGUUUUGUUCACUUGUUGGUUAGUGGGGCUUUUUGGUGGCUUAUUUUCUUUGUAUGUGUAUAAUUAUGUUCCCUUUAAUAUGUUCACAGUGUAUGAAAAAGUAAUCAGGAAAACUAAACAAAACAUCGUGGUCUGUUUUUGCUCUUAAGCAGUUUUUGCUGUGCCUCCUUCAUGCAGUUUGAUUCCCAGCUCCCUCCUCCCUUGCUAUAAGGAACAGCUGAGUGCAAAUCAGAACAAGAAAUCCAGCUUGAAGCCGAAAGUAUAAUACACACAAUGCUGCCAAGGGCCAGAUUUGGAAUGCACUGAAGUAAUAGCUAUCAGAUGCUAUAAAAUGAGACACACAGCAUGUUUUCAGGUGAGAAAAGGUCACUCUGAAGUCAUUGGUGGACAUGACCUGGUUGUGGAGGCUGGGGUGGAUGCAUCUCCAUGGCUGGGUGAUGGCACAGUUGUUCCGUGGUGCAGCAGCAAUGUGUUCAGCUCACAGGAGAGAGAUCCCAGCGACCGCUCUGUCUUUUCCUGGGCUGUGGUUUCUCUUCUCACUCCUGCAGAGCUCACAGCAGUGUGACAGGCAUCUAGGGCAGGAGCCAGAGCAAGAGGAAAGUGUCUGAUGCAGGAAUCUUGGCUGCCAUGAGAGAAGCUAGCCAAAGGAAUUAACAGGUUCUGCUCCUUGUUGCAGCUGCCUCCGUGUGAUAGAUAAGCAAGUCUGUGUUCUUUCCCUGUGGCAUCUUCUCAGGACAGUGGAGAAUCCAUCCUGGUAACACUUUUCCUUUGAAUUUGGGACAUGAUUUUUAUAGCUGUACUAAAUGCUACCCUGGCCCAGUCAACACCAGAUUCCAUGGGAAAGCUUCCCUCACCCCUCCAUGGUUUAUAACACAGCAGAGCAGCAGCUCGGGGAAGGCUGUAUGCCAGUCUUGUCCAGACUAGUCAGGUGUUUAGGGUGAUCCCCCCUUAAAUCCUUCUGCCUACAAAUUGGUCUCUGACCCACACCCGUGUGAUGGGAAAUACAGCCCAGCUGCUCAAGGCUUGGAAAAAAACAAACCCUGCUGUUCUGCAGGCUUUCUGUAUGCACAGGAAACCAUGCCAAGCUCAUCUCACAGCUGGAUUGAAGGGAGGGGUCUCAGGGAUACAUAAGAAACACAAGCCAUGAAACUUCACACUGUAUCUCAGAUUCUUCAAAGGCAGAGGCUUUUCCAGUGUAUUUUUCCAGGCCUUAGAGCUCACUUCUGCUCCAAUUUGGUGGGGCUGGCUAUGCCCUAACCUGCCUCUUGUUUACUGCCUUUUCUGCUCUCGUUUCCCUCUGUGGCUGGCAGUUCACCUCAAAUGUUUGGUGGGGAGAGGGGAGCAGCAGUGUCUCCCUUCUCUCUGUAAAAGGGUAGCCAAAGGCUCUGAUGGCUCUAGCAAACCAGGCACUGCAAAGCUGGACUUUGUUUCAGUGUUCUAUGCUCCUGAAUAAACACCAGCAGCUCCCAUUGGACUGAGAAGUCAGUCACAAUAUGGUUCGUAAUAAGUGCAUUUUAAUGUCAUAGUUCUGUGUGGGAUUCAUGCAGGUGGAGCCAUUGCCUUGUCGAAGUCACCACCGCUGCCACAGCUGUCAAGCAGGACUGCUCCAGCUCAUGCCAGAGUUCUCGCCUCUCUCAAAAAGGCAGCUGUAAAUUGCAUGGAAGCUGCAGCAACAGGAGCUGCUCAGCGGGGCCAACCAGGGCUCUUGGGCCUGAAGAUAAAUGGGAGCUUUCACAGAAGCCAUGGAUUAAUAUAAAAAUCAUCUUGGACAUGAGACAGCAUUCCUUUGUCCUGCUUCCUAAAAGCUAGGAGAUCAAGGCAUACAGUGGAGUCUUCUCAGGGAAGAUGUCGUCUUUGACAAUGAGAACCCGUUGUGUGGACAAAAGAGGAAGUUUCUUUAAGCUCAUUGACACAAUUGCCUCAGAAAUCGGAGAACUGAAACAGGAGAUGGUACAGACAGAUCUCACAGUGGAAGAUGAAUCUGCUGAUUGGCAAAGCCUAAUAAAGGAUAUGGAUAAUAUCUCUCCUGAGAAAAAUGAUGUAAAAAGCUGCCCCCGGGACUCUGGAUAUGACAGCCUAUCCAACAAGCUGAGCAUACUGGACAAGCUCCUCCAUACUCACCCUGUGUGGCUGCAGCUUAGUCUGAACGAUGCUGAAGCCAUGGAAAUUUUGCAGACACAGCCUCCUGGGAUAUUUCUGGUUAGGAAAUGUGCAAGGCUGCAGAAGAAAGUCAUCUCUCUGCGUCUGUCCAGUGACUGUGGGUCCUGCAUGAAAGAAUUUGCCAUCAAAGAAAGUACAUACACAUUUUCCUUGGAGGGGUCUGCAAUAAGUUUUGCUGAUUUGUUCAGACUCAUUGCUUUCUACUGUAUUAGCAGGGAUGUCCUUCCAUUCACACUGAAAUUGCCUCAUGCAAUUGCUGCAGCAAAGACAGAAGCUGAACUUGAAGAGAUUGCUCAGCUUGGACUGAACUUUUGGAGCUCCCUGGCUAACAGCAAACCCCCGGAUCCUUCACCUCCCUGUAGGCCUGUGCCUUUGGACAGUGCUCGCAAAGACUCACGCCAGCUCUGCCUUAUAAAUGGAGUGCAUUCUAUACGAACCAGAACGCCUUCGGAGCUGGAGUGCAGCCAGACCAACGGAGCGCUGUGUUUCAUUAAUCCCCUCUUCUUAAAAGUGCACAGCCAGGAUGUCAGUGGAAGUCUGAAAAGGCAGAGCCCGAGAACUCCAGACGUGAAUGGCACGGCGAGGCCUCGCUCCCCCCCUCCCCGGCCACCACCUCCUGCUAUUAAUAGCACCCUCAGGAGCCCACAGAUUUCCAGGACUAUAAAGCAGGCGAGCAUGCCAGAAACAGUCAGCCAUAAGAAGGAGAGGGGCUCGGAUUUGCUGCAGAACAAGCCCACCCCGAUUCCGCCUCCUCGGCUGAAGAAGCAGGCGGUGUGCUCCGAGGCAGACAGUGCCUCCAGGAGCGCGGCCCCGCUGCGGCCCCGCUCCGUGUGCGUGCCCGAGGCAGCCGCGGCUCCUCCGCGUGAAACCCUGCCAGCCCUGCCCCAGCCGGCUCCAGCGGCUCCCAAAAAGACGCCGGCUGCCAUCUCUGAGUCACACAUCCCGUGGAAUGGAGGCCGGCAGAGACUGAGCGACAUGAGCAUUUCCACCUCCUCGUCUGACUCCCUGGACUUCGAUCGGAGCAUGCCGCUCUUCGGCUAUGAGGGGGACACCAACAGCAGCCUGGAGGACUUUGAGGGGGAAAGUGACCAGGAGAGCAUGGCACCCCCUCUGAAGCCCAAGAAGAAAAGAAGCAGUUCGUUUGUUAUCCCCAAGAUUGUGAAAUCUCAGCUACGGAAAGUCAGUGGAGUUUUCAGUUCCUUCAUGACCCCUGAGAAAAGGAUGAUUAAGAAAAUUGCAGAGAUGUCCCGGGACAAACGUACCUAUUUUGGAUGCUUAGUGCAGGACUAUGUCAGCUUUCUCCAAGAAAACAAGGAGUGCCAUGUUUCCAGCACUGAUAUGCUGCAAACAAUUCGUCAGUUCAUGACCCAAGUCAAGAACUACUUGUCCCAAAGCUCCGAACUUGAUCCCCCAAUCGAAUCACUGAUUCCUGAAGACCAAAUAGAUGUUGUGCUGGAGAAGGCCAUGCAUAAGUGCAUUCUGAAGCCGUUGAAGGGUCACAUUGAAGCGAUGUUGAAAGAGUUUCAUACCACAGAUGGUUCCUGGAAACAACUGAAGGAAAACCUGCAGCUGGUGCGGCAGAGGAAUCCUCAGGAACUGGGUGUGUUUGUCCCAACACCAGACUUUGUGGACGUUGAAAAGAUUAAAGUCAAGUUCAUGACUAUGCAGAAGAUGUAUUCACCUGAAAAGAAAGUCAUGCUGCUGCUGAGAGUUUGCAAAUUGAUUUACACUGUUAUGGAGAAUAACUCAGGGAGGCUGUAUGGAGCUGAUGACUUCUUGCCUGUGUUGACGUAUGUGUUAGCCCAGUGUGAUAUGCUGGAGCUGGAUACUGAAAUAGAGUACAUGAUGGAGCUGUUGGAUCCAUCCUUGCUGCAUGGAGAAGGAGGCUAUUACUUGACAAGUGCUUAUGGAGCACUUUCACUGAUCAAGAACUUCCAGGAGGAACAAGCUGCCCAGCUGCUCAGCUCAGAGGCCAGAGACACUCUCCGGCAGUGGCACAAGAGGAGGACAACAAACAGGACAAUACCUUCAGUUGAUGAUUUUCAGAACUACCUUCGUGUUGCAUUCCAGGAAGUUACCAGCGGCUGUACGGGAAAGACUUUGCUAGUAAGGCCAUACAUCACUACCGAAGAUGUAUGUCAGCUUUGUGCUGAGAAGUUUAAAGUGGCAAAUCCAGAAGAAUACAGGCUGUUUCUUUUUGUUGACGACACCUGGCAACAACUGACAGAGGAUACCUACCCUCAGAAAAUCAAGGCGGAGUUGCACAGCCGUCCACAGCCCCAGGUCUUUCACUUUGUCUACAAGCGCCUUAACAGUGACCCAUAUGGGGCCAUUCUUCAGAACAGCAACGACUCGGCUGCUUAGAACCAGCAACCUGUCAUUUUUAUAUCUGUUCCUUGGUAAAUGUUACAACCAUCUUUGUUGGCUGCCUUCCUUAGGAGCUAAAACAUGUCUUAAACCUUAAGUGCCUGGUAAAACACGUGCUGACGUUCCAGAUGUUGCUUACAGGACCCAGGCGCACUGUGCACGUGGCCAGUUAUGCAGAAUAUUCCACCAGCAUGUCUUGAGGAGACAGCCUCUGAGGCUGCAUUUCCUGUACCAUGGGCUCUUCUGCAGCAUAUUCUACUGUGGCCUUUCACAGGUCUUGGCUGUAGUGUACAAAAUAAGAUUUUCUUUCACUCCUUGUUUCCCCAGCUGUCACUUGCAUUUGAAUCCCUGUGCGAGACGAGUGCGCCUGUGAGCUGGGGCCAGCUCAGUUCUGCCAGCAGGAGUUUGACAAGACUGUCCGAUGCAGGGCAUCAGUUCACUCAGCAUUACCUGGAUGGUUGCAUCCUUGUCUAAUUUUUUUGAUUACAGAAAAUCAUCCUGUUUAUAUAUAUAUAUAUAUAUAUAUAUAUAAAAUAGAUAUUUUAUAGCAGUUGCAGGUAAACUGUCAGGGUUGGUUUUUGAAAUAUUUUUUUAACUAAAAUAUUCUAUAAUUAUGCAUGUGAUUUUUAACAUUUAAUACACAAGAAUAAAUCUCUUGCUGGUUUUAGAGUCUUGCAUUGAUAGUCUGUGUGGUUUCUCUUCUUUACCUGUUCCAGGAGAAUUCUUAGGAAACCUCUGUACCCUCGAGACAGUUUUGCUGUCUGUUCUCAAUUGUCUCAUGAAAAUCAGACCAUUUUAUUCAUUGUGCUGUGCAAAACAUGUCUUCGCCUCUGAUCACAUUCAUUCUGAUCACACUGUGUGUUUGGCCCUCUGUCUUUUCCUCUGUCCUUCUCCAUGCCUCACUCCUGUUCCUCUUAUAUUCUGUGUGGUGCUUUCCAUGCCAUUGUUUCUCUACUGGAUCCUUGUGUCCCAUUCCCAGUCCCCAUUCUUUUUUAAUCCCUCUCUGUCAUGCUGCCCAUCCCAGGUUUUGUUGUUGUUGUUUUGAUUGUUUUUUCAAUUUCAUUCUGUAUCCUGUUCUUACUUUUCUUCCUGUGUCCUCUCUCCUGUGACUGCGGGACUGGGAAGGAACUUCUGGGGGCUGCCCGCCAUUCUUGUUGCAGCAGAGUCCCUUUUGGGGGGAUGUACUUGUGGAAAGGGCUUGAAUAAAGCACCACGCUGCUGUCCAGGGCA
Serinus canaria (Common canary) is the source of this 7628-nucleotide messenger RNA. RefSeq names its product sodium/potassium/calcium exchanger 3. The coding region runs from base 3717 to 6395 and encodes 892 amino acids. The record is from RefSeq and is a predicted model, not a curated record. Gene Ontology annotation, cellular component: endocytic vesicle; membrane; cytosol. Gene Ontology annotation, molecular function: small GTPase binding; calcium channel activity; calcium, potassium:sodium antiporter activity. The transcript has 12 exons. Gene Ontology annotation, biological process: signal transduction; calcium ion transmembrane transport; vesicle-mediated transport. NCBI's taxonomy places the organism in Eukaryota, Metazoa, Chordata, Aves, Passeriformes, Fringillidae.